This is a messenger RNA of Symphalangus syndactylus (siamang), 807 nucleotides long. RefSeq names its product large ribosomal subunit protein eL30-like. Lineage: Eukaryota; Metazoa; Chordata; Mammalia; Primates; Hylobatidae. The record is from RefSeq and is a predicted model, not a curated record. Gene Ontology annotation, molecular function: RNA binding.
CCUGACUCAGACUGUGGUUAUGGGGAUUAAACCAGGAAAAAACGAUUAGAUCGUGUUGCUACAAGACUCACUGGGAGUACUACACAGAGGGAGAAAUUCAAUUUGUCAGUACUUUGUGUGACGAGGUGGCCGAGUGGUUAAGGCGAUGGACUGCUAAUCCAUUGUGCUCUGCACGCGUGGGUUCGAAUCCCAUCCUCGUCGGUUGCAUGUCAAACCUUUUGUUCCAGGAAUCACAAAUGAUAUGCAUCUUGGUGGCUGCUAUUGGAUGGAGGCCAUCUGCCACCUAAGGUAGGAAGAUGGUGGCCACAAAGGAAACAAAAAAAUCGCUGGAAUCCAGCAACUGUAGGCUCCAACUUGUUAUGAAAAGUGGAAAGGAUGUGCUGGGGUACAAGCGGACUCUGAAGAUGAUCAGACAAGGCAAAGCGAAAUUAGUCAUUCUCGCUAACAACUGCCCACCUUUGAAGAAAUCAGAAAUAGAGUACAACAUAAUUUUGGCCAAAACUGGUGUCCAUCACUACAGCAGGAAUAAUAUUGAACUGGCCACAGGAUGCGGAAAAUACUACAGAGUACGAACACCUGCUAUCAUUGAUCCAGGUGGUUCUGGUAUCAUUAGAAGCAUGCCAGCACAGACUAGUGAAAAGUAAACCAUGCAAAAAUUUCCUUUAAGAAACUCACCAGAGCUAGUUUUUAAAAAAAUGUUCAUUAAUGCCACAAUAAUAUACCAUUUUUUACCCAUCAGACUGUCAAAGAUCAAAAACUUUGAUGAAGGUGGGAGGGGAAAUAACUGUCAGGUAUUGUUAGAGAGCU